Messenger RNA from Acanthisitta chloris (rifleman), 2690 nucleotides. RefSeq names its product sulfatase 2 (gene SULF2). Gene Ontology annotation, cellular component: cell surface; endoplasmic reticulum; Golgi apparatus. NCBI's taxonomy places the organism in Eukaryota, Metazoa, Chordata, Aves, Passeriformes, Acanthisittidae. Bases 51 to 2690 code for a protein of 879 amino acids. Gene Ontology annotation, molecular function: calcium ion binding; glycosaminoglycan binding; N-acetylglucosamine-6-sulfatase activity. The record is from RefSeq and is a predicted model, not a curated record. The transcript is spliced from 20 exons.
UAGAAGCCAUUAACCUACCUUGUUCAGAGAGAACAUUAAAUCAGCACAACAUGGCACAGCAUAGUGUUGUCCUUGGAUUAUUCAUGGUGAUUGUUUUAUUACUGUUGGAUGGAAGUUCAGCUUUCCUGUUAAAUCAGCGUCUGAAGGGAAGAUUUCAGAGAGACCGUAGAAACAUCCGCCCAAACAUCAUCCUUGUUCUUACUGAUGAUCAGGAUGUAGAACUUGGUUCUAUGCAAGUGAUGAAUAAAACAAGACGCAUCAUGGAACAUGGAGGUGCUCAUUUCAUCAAUGCCUUUGUGACCACACCCAUGUGCUGCCCAUCUCGCUCCUCCAUUCUCACGGGCAAGUACGUCCACAACCACAACACCUACACGAACAACGAGAACUGUUCUUCUCCGUCCUGGCAGGCUCAGCAUGAAAUACGUACGUUCGCGGUGUACCUCAACAACACAGGGUACAGGACAGCUUUCUUUGGAAAGUACCUUAAUGAAUACAAUGGCUCCUAUGUGCCUCCUGGUUGGAAAGAAUGGGUUGGAUUACUUAAAAACUCUCGGUUUUACAACUACACACUCUGUAGAAAUGGAGUGAAGGAGAAGCAUGGAUAUGACUACUCCAGGGAUUAUUUAACUGAUCUGAUUACCAAUGACAGUAUUACCUUCUUCAGAAUAUCGAAGAAGAUGUAUCCUCACAGGCCUGUACUGAUGGUUAUAAGCCAUGCUGCUCCUCACGGCCCUGAAGAUUCGGCCCCUCAGUACUCACAUCUCUUUCCUAAUGCCUCACAACACAUCACGCCCAGUUAUAACUAUGCUCCAAACCCAGACAAGCACUGGAUAAUGAGAUAUACAGGUCCCAUGAAACCUAUACACAUGGAGUUCACUAACAUGCUACAGAGAAAGCGCCUUCAAACACUCAUGUCUGUGGAUGACUCUAUGGAGAUGAUUUACAGUACACUGGUUGAAACAGGAGAACUGGACAAUACGUAUAUAAUAUACACAGCAGACCAUGGUUAUCAUAUUGGGCAGUUUGGGCUGGUGAAAGGGAAGUCCAUGCCAUACGAGUUUGAUAUCAGAGUUCCUUUCUAUGUCCGAGGUCCGAAUGUGGAGGCUGGGUCCUUGAAUCCUCACAUUGUGUUGAAUAUCGAUCUCGCACCUACAAUUCUAGAUAUUGCUGGAUUGGAUAUUCCCUCUGAUAUGGAUGGUAAAUCCAUUCUAAAGCUGCUGGAUUCCGAGAGACCAGUAAAUAGGUUCCAUUUGAAGAAAAAGAUGAAAGUGUGGAGAGACUCAUUCUUAGUGGAAAGAGGUAAACUGCUGCAUAAGAGGGAGAACGAGAAGGCAGAUGCCCAAGAAGAAAACUUUCUACCCAAAUACCAGCGCGUGAAAGACCUCUGUCAGCGAGCUGAGUAUCAAACAGCUUGUGAACAGCUUGGCCAGAAAUGGCAGUGUGUGGAAGAUGCCAGCGGAAAGCUCAAGCUGCACAAGUGCAAGGGAAUGGCAAACUUGGCAGCUGCAGGCAAUAGCAAAGGCAUGUCCAAUAUUUUGCCCAAGUAUUACAACAGGAAUAGUGAAGACUGCAGUUGUGAAGAGAAUGAAUACAAGCUGAGCCACAUUGGACAGAGAAAGAAACUCUUCUCCAAGAAAAAAUUCAAGCCAAGCUAUGCCCGGAAUCGCUCUAUCCGUUCUGUAUCCGUUGAGCUGGAUGGAGCUGUUUAUAACCUGGGUUUAGAGGAUGGAUACCAGCCCAUCUUACCAAGGAACGUCACCAAGCGGCACAAGGUGCAGAGGGCUGUUCUGCAUGAGGAGGAAGAUAGAGACAUGGGGGAAUACAGUGGCACUGGUGGCAUUGCAGAGUACACAGCCCCUAACCUGAUCAAAGUGACCCACAGGUGCUAUAUCCUGGAGAAUGACACUGUUCAGUGUGACACAAAUCUGUACAGGUCACUGCAAGCUUGGAAGGACCAUAAACUUCAUAUUGACCAUGAGAUUGAAACUUUGCAAAAUAAAAUAAAAAACCUGAGGGAGGUGAGAGGUCAUCUAAAGAAGAAGCGACCCGAAGAGUGUGAUUGUAACAAGAUAAGUUACCAUUCAAAACACAAAAGCAAACUGAGGCACAAGGGAUCCGGCCUUCAUCCUUUCAAGAAAGCCCUACAGGAGAAGGACAGGCUGUGGCUUCUGCGGGAACAGAGACGGAAGAAGAAACUGCGCAAACUGCUCAAGAGAAUUAAAAACAAUGACACGUGCAGCAUGCCUGGUCUGACCUGCUUCACACACGACAACCAGCACUGGCAAACUGCUCCCCUGUGGACACUGGGCCCUUUCUGUGCCUGUACCAGUGCCAACAACAACACAUACUGGUGUUUGAGGACAAUCAAUGAGACCCACAACUUCCUGUUCUGUGAAUUUGCCACUGGAUUUUUGGAGUAUUUUGAUCUCAAUACCGAUCCAUAUCAGCUAAUUAAUGCAGUGAAUACACUCGACAGAGAUGUUCUCAAUCAACUGCAUGUCCAGCUCAUGGAACUCAGAAGCUGCAAAGGGUAUAAACAAUGCAAUCCAAGAACCAGGAACAUGGAUAUAGGACUUAAAGAUGGAAGCUACGAGCAGUACAGGCAGUUUCAACGUCGAAAGUGGCCAGAUGUGAAGAGACCAUCAUCUGCCAAGUCACUAGGACAACUGUGGGAAGGUUGGGAGGGCUAA